Messenger RNA from Telopea speciosissima, 3827 nucleotides. Its product is annotated as protease Do-like 7. The record is from RefSeq and is a predicted model, not a curated record. Lineage: Eukaryota; Viridiplantae; Streptophyta; Magnoliopsida; Proteales; Proteaceae. The coding region runs from base 304 to 3720 and encodes 1138 amino acids. Gene Ontology annotation, molecular function: serine-type endopeptidase activity; protein binding. The transcript is spliced from 25 exons. Gene Ontology annotation, biological process: proteolysis.
CAGUAAAGCCUCUGCCAUUUUCUUCUCUCUAGCAACUUUGUCGUCGACGGAAAGUCGGCCUUGUGUCAGAUUUUCCGUCGUCGGAUCAGAAAUAUUGUUGCUUCACGUGUACCGACAAUCGUCGUCAAGCUUCUCCAGUUUUUCUCGAUGAUCCGUUUUUCCUGAAGCUGUCCGUCAUAAAACUCCAUUUAAACCCUAAGUCUUGGAAUCUGGGAUUGUUCUUCGAUUCACUCAUUGUAAGUUUGCAACUUACUGAACUGUUGGACGUGAAUUCACUAUAAGUCAGAUAUUCUGGUGGUAGAAAUGGGAGACAAUUUGGAGAGUUUGGGUUCUGAGACGGCAUCAGGAAUGGAAUCGUGCAUGAAGGAGGAACUAUGUAUGGAGAUCGAUCCGCCUUUCAGAGAGAACGUAGCGACAGCGGAGGAUUGGAGGAAGGCUCUGAAUAAGGUCGUUCCGGCUGUGGUCGUGCUCAGAACGACGGGUUGUCGAGCAUUUGACACGGAAGCUGCCGGUGCGAGCUAUGCUACGGGGUUUGUUGUGGACAAGCGCCGGGGAGUUAUCCUCACAAAUCGUCAUGUUGUAAAGCCAGGGCCCGUGGUUGCAGAAGCUAUGUUUGUAAAUCGUGAAGAAAUUCCGGUGCAUCCCAUAUAUAGAGAUCCGGUCCAUGAUUUUGGCUUCUUUCGUUAUGAUCCUGAUGCAAUACAAUUUCUGAGCUACGAGGAGAUUCCUCUUGCUCCUGAGGCUGCUUGUGUUGGACUAGAAAUCAGGGUUGUGGGUAAUGAUAGCGGCGAGAAGGUUUCAAUUUUGGCUGGCACUCUUGCUCGAUUAGAUAGAGAUGCUCCUCAGUAUAAGAACAUCAAGCCUAAGAAACCAGUACACAAACAACCAAGGAAGAGAAGAAGAAGAAGAAAAAAUAAGAGAACGAAGGAAGAGAGGGAUGGUUACAAUGACUUCAACACAUUCUAUAUGCAAGCUGCAUCUGGGACUAAAGGAGGUUCAAGUGGUUCCCCUGUCAUUGAUUGGCAAGGAAGAGCUGUGGCCUUGAAUGCUGGCAGCAAGUCCUCAAGCGCAUCUGCAUUUUUCCUUCCUUUAGAACGAGUGGUGAGGGCACUUAAAUUUCUGCAGAAGGGAUGGGAUUCAUUUGGGAAUAAGUGGGAGGCGGUUAAUAUUCCUCGUGGUACGCUUCAGGUGACGUUUCUUCAUAAAGGAUUUGAUGAGACACGUCGUCUUGGUCUCCAGAGUGAAACAGAACAGAUGGUUAGGCAUGCAUCUCCUAUUGCUGAGACUGGAAUGCUUGUUGUUGAUUCUGUGGUGCCAGGCGGUCCAGCUCAUAAGCAUUUGGAGCCAGGUGAUGUGCUUGUCCGGGUGAAUGGGGAAGUCCUUACUCAGUUUCUGAAACUAGAGACUUUACUUGACGAUAGUGUUGACAAGAGGAUAAAUUUGCAGAUUGAAAGAGGUGGCACUUCCUUAACUGUAGAGUUAGUGGUUCAAGAUUUACACUCUAUUACUCCUAACUAUUUCUUAGAAGUAAGUGGUGCCGUGAUCCACCCUCUUUCCUACCAACAGGCUAGAAAUUUCCGUUUCAACUGUGGUCUUGUUUAUGUUGCAGAACCUGGAUAUAUGCUCUAUAGAGCAGGAGUUCCUCGGCAUGCCAUAAUAAAGAAGUUUGCAGGAGAAGAGAUAUCAGCACUUGAUGAGCUGAUCCUGGUUUUAUCCAAGUUGUCUAGGGGUGCUCGAGUGCCUUUGGAAUAUAUAAGCUACACGGACCGACAUCGGAGCAAGUCUGUUCUGGUUACAGUUGAUCGGCAUGAAUGGUAUGCUGCUCCCCAAAUAUACACUCGUGAUGAUAGUUCUGGAUUAUGGACAGCAAGACCUGCAUUGGCACCAGGGUCCCUAUUCCUUUCUUCAAGCAUCAACUGUGACAUAUUGACCAGUGGUACAGUUGCAUCAACUAUUGCAGAAGCUGGUGUGGUAGAACAAAUACCUCAAAAACACAGCAAGGAGUGUGCAGAUGGCUUUAAUGGUGUGGAGACUAGCUGUGAACAUGUUAAUGAGGUGCCACAUUCUGGGGAAGACUCAAAUGUUGAAACCAAGAAACGGAGAGUGGAAGAAAAUUCAUCUGAAAAUGGUGCUACUACUUCAGACUGUUUGAUGCAAGAGGCUAAUGAAGAAAAGUUGGAGGACCCUAGAACCUUGGAAAAUAUUGGCUUGAGACCGUAUCAAGUAGCAGUAGCCUCUAAUGCAUCUGUAGCUGAGCGAGUGAUAGAGCCUACUCUUGUAAUGUUUGAGGUGCAUGUGCCAUCAUCGUGUAUGGUUGAUGGUGUGCACUCCCAGCAUUUCUUCGGGACUGGUGUUAUUGUUUAUCAUUCUCAGCACAUGGGAUUGGCCGCAGUUGACAGGAACACUGUAGCCAUAUCUGUUUCUGAUGUGAUGUUGUCAUUUGCUGCAUUUCCUGUGGAAAUUCCUGGGGAGGUGAUUUUUCUUCAUCCCAUUCACAAUUAUGCUCUUGUUGCAUAUGAUCCUUCUGCUCUUGGCGCUGCUGGUGCUUCAGCUGUACGUGCUGCAGAACUUCUUCCUGAACCUGCCCUGCGUCGAGGAGAUUCAGUCUAUCUUGUGGGUUUAAGUAGAAGCCUGCAAGCUACAUCAAGGAAAUCCAUUGUUACCAAUCCUUGUGCAGCGCUCAAUAUUGGCUCAGCUGAUUGCCCACGUUACAAAGCAACCAAUAUGGAAGUGAUUGAACUUGACACUGAUUUUGGCAGUACAUUUUCUGGUGUACUCACUGAUGAACGUGGAAGGAUUCAAGCUAUUUGGGGGAGCUUUUCCACUCAGCUGAAGUAUGGUAGUAGUACAUCUGAAGAUCAUCAAUUUGUUAGAGGUCUUCCAAUCUAUGCAAUCAGCCAGGUCCUUGACAAGAUCAUUAAUGGCACCAAGGGACCAGUGCUGUUGAUAAAUGGUGUUAAAAGGCCAAUGCCUCUUGUUAGGAUAUUAGAGGCUGAAUUGUACCCAACUUUGCUAUCCAAGGCCAGGAGUUUUGGACUGAGUGAUGAGUGGGUCCAAGAUCUAGUCAGGAAAGAUCCAAUAAGGCGACAAGUUUUACGUGUGAAAGGUUGCUUGGCUGGAUCAAAAGCUGAGCAAGUACUAGAACAAGGUGACAUGCUUCUGGCAAUCAACAAAGAGCCUAUAACAUGCUUCCGUGACAUAGAAUAUGCUUGUGAAGAGUUAGACAAAUAUGGUGACAAUGGAGGGAUACUUAAUAUGACUAUUUUUCGGCAGGGAAAAGAAAUUGAACUUGUGGUCGGAACAGAUAUCAGGGAUGGCAAUGGUACCACACGGAUGGUGAAUUGGUGUGGAUGUAUCAUUCAAGAUCCUCACUCAGCAGUGCGUGCCCUUGGGUUUCUUCCUGAAGAGGGGCAUGGUGUGUAUGUGGCAAGAUGGUGUCAUGGGAGUCCAGUCCAGAGAUAUGGUCUAUAUGCUCUACAGUGGAUAGUUGACGUCAAUGGGAAACCCACUCCUGAUUUGGAAGCCUUUGUUGACGUGGUAAAGGGAUUGGAACAUGGGGAAUUUGUCCGUGUAAAAACAGUCCACUUGAAUGGGAAGCCUCGAGUACUAACUUUAAAGCAGGAUCUGCAUUACUGGCCUACAUGGGAGCUAAGGUUUGACCCAGAUACUGCUAUGUGGCGUCGCCAAACAAUCAAAGCGUUGGACUGCUCUCUAGCAUGAAUGAAUCCAUUAUGAAGUUGCCCAAAGUUUUUUCAUUGGAAAGAGGCACAAUUUUCACCCUAUAAUGGUGACCUGGAGAUGGCCCUUGCCAAUUUAUUUGACAAGAG